CUGAGCCUCGGCUGGAGACCCUCGUCCCUCUCUUCGUCCGCUGCAUACAAGGCAUCAUGAAGAAGGCUUGGAAAGCAGCAAUGCUGAUAGCAUUGAUACUACCAACAGCAGUGAACAGUAGCAGUGUGAUAUUCAAGAAAGUGUUCGAAGGACGGAGGGGAACAAACGUCAUUUUUAAACAAAUCAUCUUUGCUAUCACCACGUGCGCGUUUAAGUGUGCCUCGGUUUUAGAAUGUCGCGGAUUCAACUGGCAGAAGACAUCCGGUGUCUGUGAGGGUCUUUCUUUUCUUACAUCAAUCGAGGCGACGGACAGCUACAUGUUUUAUCGGGACAUGGAUUACUACUGGCACUUACUAGAAUAUACUUGCCCAACGUGCACGGGACCAAACUGGGGAAGGUACGACUGGAUCCACGACUGCAAACACGGCAUCGACAUGGUGGUGGGCAUCGCGGUCAAGGCCUCCCUCGACGACCUCGACUACAUGCAAUGCGGCAGCUAUUACGGAGUCCUGAUGAACACAGAUAUCGGAGCUGCCAGUCCCGGCUCAAACAUAUUCUCGUGCGCCGAAUUCUUCGACCAAAAAGGUGCAGUGAUUGGUCUGUGGUCAAAUGAGCAGUUCUUCAAUGCACCAACGUCAGUUGAAAACCACUGUCGUCUAAUAAUAACAGGAGAACUGAUAAACACAACCCAAUGUGAAACGCCCCGGCCCACCCCUGGAACUAUCCCUAUUGCAGGAAAUACAGUCUACCAGCUCAUGCAAUGUUCGUUUGGCAUGGUGGCUACAAAUGUCUACAGAAAGGCUGAUGGCUCAUUUGAAAUUAUAUGUUGUGCUCUCUCUUUCUAGGACUGUAGAUAUGCUAGUAGGUAGCCACUCCUUGCUCUAUCAACACGCACUGAUUGACUGAUUAUGUAACAUUUUACCGGCACUGAAUCAAAAGCCAACAAGCUGAGUGGUGGUUUGAUGACAUUAUAAUUUCUAAAAAGUGAUUUACUGGCCUCUUUCUAGGUUCUGGGUAUAUACUCCAUACACAUUUUACACUAAUGUUACCUCUUUUCCCUUCUCUUAAAUUAUCUCAUCUUUACACGUUUCUGUAUCAUUGCAUGCCUGAUUGUAUUUCUAUAUGUCCCUCUCUUCUUCUCUCUUUUUUCUCUCUCUUUGUUAAGCUUUAAAUCUCUACAUUUCCAUCUAGUUCAUCAGCUCCCGUUGUAUAUUUUAUGGGCCCCGUAAACAUUAGUAUAGGCUAAGGGACGAUUGGAGACAUAAUGAUUUUGAAUAGAAUAUUUUACACAUUCUGUAUUAAGAUAUUGCCUUUGGAAUGCGUGCAUGCUAGUGGAUUGUCUGGUUGAUCUAUAUACAUACUGAUUAUGCAAUGCAUCAUGAAUGGGCGUGAUUUAAACAGUAACGCGACAUGUCCU
Messenger RNA from Penaeus chinensis, 1417 nucleotides. RefSeq lists its product as uncharacterized. Bases 57 to 845 code for a protein of 262 amino acids. The transcript has 6 exons. NCBI's taxonomy places the organism in Eukaryota, Metazoa, Arthropoda, Malacostraca, Decapoda, Penaeidae. The record is from RefSeq and is a predicted model, not a curated record.